AUGGCAGACGGCAGACGGACACAGUCCCCUAAGGACUACGAUGCCGCCUCUCUCACCAGCGAAUUUGAACAACUGAUGCGCACCAAACGAUUCAACCGCCUUCAGGAACGCUCACACUCUCGCUCCCACUCGCCAUCACCAUCCCCCAUGUCCAGUUCAUCGAUUCCACCACCUCCCUCACGGGCGCCGCCACCGCCUCCCUCGGUCGGAGCUCCGGUCGCAUCCCCCAAGCCGGCGACAACUUCACCAGCCCUACGCGGCCUUCCCAUCAUGCCAUCGCCUCCCCAGGAUCCCGCCUCGCUGAAGUUCUUCAAUCUACUGAAAGGUUUGUCGGUCACGCCAACCAAAUACGAGAACCCCGGUCUUUUGGAUGAGGCCCUUUGUGUGAUUCCCCUCGAUCGCUUGUAUUCUGAGGCCGAAGAGGAGUCCCAAAUCAUGCAAGCAUCGGCUGCCAGCGUAUCAGGGAAGCCGGAAUGGGGCUACCAAGAUUGUGUCAUUCGUGCAUUGCUCAGGUAUGUUGGAAUUUUCGAGUGGUCUAGAUUCACUGCGCCCUUACUCACAUCAUUCGCCAGAUGGUUCAAGGGAUCCUUCUUUCAAUUUGUCAACAACCCUCCUUGCUCAAAGUGCCACAUGCCCACCAUUGCGCAAGGCAUGACUCCACCCAGCCCCGACGAGACCGCCCGCGGUGCCACCCGAGUUGAGCUAUACCGUUGCUCCGAUAAUAGCUGUGCCGCCCACGAACGAUUCCCCAGGUACUCCGAUGUGUGGCAACUGCUGCAAUCCCGUCGAGGCCGGGUUGGCGAAUGGGCCAAUUGUUUCAGCAUGUUCUGCCGCGCAGUCGGCGCCCGAGUCCGCUGGGUCUGGAACUCCGAGGAUUACGUCUGGACCGAGGUGUACUCCGAGCACCAACGAAGAUGGGUGCAUGUCGACGCCUGCGAAGGCGCCUGGGACCAGCCCCGUCUCUACACCGAAGGAUGGCAACGGAAGAUCUCAUACUGUGUGGCGUUCUCCAUCGAUGGUGCGACCGACGUCACUCGCCGAUAUGUCCGCAACUUCUCUCGCCACGGCAGCCCCCGCAACCGCGCCUCCGAGGAAGUUGUUCUCUGGUCUAUUCACGAAAUUCGCCGCAAGCGUCGGGAGAAUAUGUCCAAGACUGACCAGCGCCGUUUGAUCAAGGAAGAUGAGCGUGAAGAGAAGGAACUCCGGUGCUAUAUGGCUUCUGCGCUGGCAGCAGAAAUCAACAACAUGCUCCCACGCAGCCUCUCCGGUCGCCCCGAAGACCAAAAACACCCUGGUGCGCGCCAAGAAGCUUCCACCGAGUGGCUUGCCGCCCGAGGCCAUGGCCACUCCGGUCCAGACCGAUCUCAUGAAGGACGGUAA
Messenger RNA from Penicillium salamii, 1380 nucleotides. NCBI's taxonomy places the organism in Eukaryota, Fungi, Ascomycota, Eurotiomycetes, Eurotiales, Aspergillaceae. The record is from the annotation of a GenBank genome assembly.